This is a messenger RNA of Arachis ipaensis, 928 nucleotides long. NCBI's taxonomy places the organism in Eukaryota, Viridiplantae, Streptophyta, Magnoliopsida, Fabales, Fabaceae. The record is from RefSeq and is a predicted model, not a curated record.
AUGAAGAUUGUUGAUGAUGUGCAAAGCAGUUUGUCUUAUAUUGGAACAAAUUGGUACCCAUCAGGAUAUGACAUUUCUAUGGUUGCAACAAUUAAAAGAGUCAGUCUUCCUUUUACGAAAAUUCCAAAUUCCUUUGUAAUUAUCGAUUUGUCAGAAAACAAAUUUGAAGGAGAGAUUCCAGAUGUUAUUGGAGAGCUUCAUAGACUCAAAAGCCUCAACCUUUCAUAUAACAACCUCAUUGGUCCUAUUCCCCGCUCUUUGGGAAAUUUGACAAAUCUUGAAUCAUUGGACCUCUCCUCAAAUAUGCUUACUGGGAGAAUUCCCACUGAAUUGACCAAUCUCAACUUUCUUGAGUCCUUGAAUCUUUCCAACAAUCAUCUUGAGGGAUCAAUACCUCAAGGAAAACAGUUUGAUACAUUCUCAAAUGAUUCCUAUGAGGGAAACAUGGGGCUUUGCGGAUUACCAUUGUCAAUUCAAUGCAACAAUGUCCCUUUGAAACAAUAUCCAUCUUCUGAGGCUGAAGACAAAUUUGGAUUCGGUUGGAAACCAGUGGCAAUAGGAUAUGCAUGUGGAAUGGUGCUUGGAAUAGGAUUGGGAUAUUGUGUUUUCUCAAUUGGAAAGCCUCAAUGGCUCGUGGUCCUCUUUGGAGGUAAAAGGACCAAAAGGAGGAGCCGUGGAAACCGCCGGCGUGCAAGAACAACUCUGUUUCAGCUUUUUGUUGUAAUGUAAAUUUGUAAUAAGUUUAUGUCUUGUGCUCUUGUCUUUUUUUAUGUUUUAUUUGAUUUGGUGUGGUACUUUUGUUUACUUUGUGGAUGUCUACAAAUCUUGGCGGUAUUUAAAGUAAGUACUUGUCAUAUAGUUGUAAGAUAUGUUGCAACUUGCAAGUGAAUUCUGUUUUCAAAGCCUAUAUAUGUGUGAGAGUUUCUUG